ACCUCUAUCUUAGUCUGUGUCCAAUAUAAUUGGUAAAAAUUCAUCAGUUGUUUUGCCAAGUGGGACAGUGUCAUACCCUAUUCACAUGCAUUUUGGAUUUUAUAUGAUUUAUUUGAAAAAAAUGGCGAAAUGACGGGUUUUGAGAUAUUUGAACUUUGAAAACAAAGGAGAAAAAUGUGGGCUUAUAAAGAAUGGAUUGAGCAGCGACUGGGAAUUAUCACCCUACAAUUGCCGUGCACGAUGUGCUCGUGUCAGCACAAAAUCCAUUGGAGUGUUGUGGCCAUUAUUGUAAACGUGGUGUGUCUCGUGCUCUCAACUACCGGUAUCUCUACAGACCAUUGGGCAGUCAAGACUGAAAGCGGAUAUUCUAUACAUUCGGGGUUGUUCCAGGCAUGCAAGAAAUUGAAUGACACAUGCUACGACACGCAUACUUAUUUUGCGGAUCAUGAAUACGAGAAAGGUCUAAUAACCGCCAGUGCCGUUCUCAACGUAUUUUCCUUGAUUGGAUUCUAUUUUUUCUUCGCCUUGUCCGUGUUCUUCCUGUGUGGUCUAUAUGAGGAGAAGAAACUUGCUACAGGAGCCGUGAUUACAUCAUAUGUAUCAGGUUUGUUCGCUAUCAUCGGGAUCGUCAUGUAUGCCGUGAGUAUCAAACGACUAUCAUUCUCACUAAGUUGGUCAUUUAUACUGGCCGUCAUGGGCUUCGUCGUCAACAUUGCCGCCGGCGUUCUUAUGUGUGUCGGCAGAAACAUCAGCACAAAGAAGCGCAUUAAAAAGAAAAGAACUGCAGAUAGUGAACAUCCGGUUGAAGAAAUACAAAUGGAUGAUACAGAUACUACCCGGAAGAAAGUCUGGUCCUCACGUGACGGACCGGAAGUCAGUGCGAAUGGGCCAGACACGCGCAGGAAACUGAAAUUCUCGUCUGGCGCGAAUCAUAAUGGAUGAAUCGUUUAGAAGAAAUGUAUAUUGGGUAUGACAAAUUUCUCAAUGAAGUGCAAAUCUCUACUUUAAGUAUAUUUAUUCCAUUGAUAUCUUUUCUAACUCACUUUACACAUUUUCGACAUGACAACGAUUGUUACGUUAUGGUCAGUUCGAUACAAAUUGUUCAGCAACUCUACUGCAGGGCACAAAAACAAAUGUUGAGAUGUAUUUAAAUUGACUACAUGUGUACUCGCACACCUAUUGAACUAUCCACUAAUUGGUUUUGUACGUAUUUCAAUCUUCUUUUAAACAAAAUCCUGAAAAUACGUAGUAAUAAACCUCAGCUAAAAUGUUAAAUAUAUCAAUCGUGUGUCGCAUUAAUGUAAAUAUAUCGUUUAUUGUUUGUGAUAUAUAUGUUGAAAUGUUUUGUUUGUUAUUGUUAUCUGUAUAGAAUUUUCUGUGCUUAGUUAUCUUUUUUCAAAAUGUUGAAAUAAAAAAAAGACUUAGUAA
This is a messenger RNA of Mercenaria mercenaria, 1428 nucleotides long. RefSeq lists its product as uncharacterized. The transcript has 4 exons. The record is from RefSeq and is a predicted model, not a curated record. Lineage: Eukaryota; Metazoa; Mollusca; Bivalvia; Venerida; Veneridae. Gene Ontology annotation, cellular component: plasma membrane. Bases 175 to 942 code for a protein of 255 amino acids.